This is a messenger RNA of Symbiodinium sp. CCMP2456, 576 nucleotides long. The record is from the annotation of a GenBank genome assembly. NCBI's taxonomy places the organism in Eukaryota, Dinophyceae, Suessiales, Symbiodiniaceae.
AUGAUUUCGAUCAAGCCCUGUCCAACACUCUCUCCAACGUUUCGCGAGAACUUCAAGUUGAUCCAGUUCUAUGUGAGUGCCGGAUUGGGUACAGAGCCCAGUUCCACAAAGCUGCAAAGCCUGUGCAGCUUGGAUUGGCUGGUGAUGGCACUGAUGGAGUGCAAGGCUGGUUAUUUUGUUGAUCUUGCAUCGGCCGAGGCGGUGGCUGGUUCGAACACAUGGUUUCUAGAACAGUUUGCUUGGGACGGUGUUUGCAUCGAGGUUAACCAGCGCCUUAUUUUCGGAUACAGGCACCGGAACUGCAGUUCAUAUUUGGCAGCAGCAGGCAGCCCAACGGAUAGAACGUCAAGGUUCACCUUCAACAAUUCUGUCGUGAUCCCCGGCAGGGAGAAGAGAGCUCUGAAGGACAGGCAGCUGGAAAUGUUGCCGCUGGCAUCGUUGUCAGACAUUCUUGCCCAUGCCGGUGCCCCCAACGUGAUUGACUACAUGUCCCUAGAUGUGAAUGGUGCAGAAUCCAACGUCGUGCGUAUCCGCAGACUUGUCUGCUAUUGCUUUAAUGCCUCGAAAACUUCAUGA